CCCGGGGUUUGUCUCUGCACGGAGACCUCCUAUCUCUUUACUGUCGUUGAUCAACCAGUCAAGCAGAGACCACGGGUAAUAGGAAUUAGGUCAAGGUAAUACCAACACCAACAAACAGCCUGAGACUGACCUCACCGGCUCUGAAAAGAGACUGCCGUCGUCCCGUGGUUGCAUUUUCUCUUCUUCCCUCCCUUGACUUCUUCAAGGACUUCCUCAACAUGCAGCGCCUCACUUCUCGGGGUCUCUCAGCGUCUGCCUCUGCCGCUGGUCGUCGCCUCGCCUCCACCAGUUCACGCAGGGCAUCACCACUUCUGCUCUCCUCCGCCUCCAAGAUGUCGUCCCCCGUCAAGACUGCUUCCGCCACCGCGGCGCGAAGGAUACAUGCCACCGCCAACCACCUUCGCCCGGCCGCUGCAGCCCUCGAGAGCACCGCGACCAGCUAUCCUACCACCCACGACAAGAUCGCCGACGUCAAGGACACUCCUUGGUUCAUCGACAACAAGUUCGUCGCCUCCUCCACCACCCAGUACAUCGACCUCCACGAUCCCGCCACCAACAACCUCGUCACCCGCGUGCCACAGAACACCGAUGAGGAACUCAAGGCCGCCGUCGACUCGGCCCAGAAGGCCUUUGAGUCCUGGAAGAACACCAGCGUUCUCCACCGCCAGGCCAUCAUGUUCAAGUUCGUCGCCCUCAUCCGCGAGAACUGGGACCGUCUCGCCGCCAGCAUCACCCUCGAGCAAGGCAAGACCUUUGCCGACGCCAAGGGCGACGUGCUCCGCGGUCUGCAAGUUGCCGAAGCCGCCUGCGGUGCUCCCGAGCUUCUCAAGGGCGAGCUCCUCGAAGUAGCCAAGGACAUGGAAACGCGCACCUACCGGGAACCCUUGGGAGUCGUAGCCGCCAUCUGCCCCUUCAACUUCCCCGCCAUGAUUCCCCUGUGGUGCAUCCCCAUCGCCACCGUAACAGGUAACACGCUGAUCCUCAAGCCCUCGGAGCGCGACCCGGGCGCAGCCAUGAUCCUCGCCGAGCUCGUCCAGAAGGCCGGAUUCCCCGAGGGCGUCGUCAACAUCGUCCACGGCGCCCACCGCACCGUCAACUUCAUCCUCGACGAGCCCGCCAUCAAGGCCAUCUCCUUCGUCGGCGGUAACAAGGCAGGCGAGUACAUCUUCUCGCGCGGCUCCGCCAACGGCAAGCGCGUGCAGGCCAACCUGGGCGCCAAGAACCACGCCGCCGUCCUGCCCGACUGCAACAAGAACCAAUUCCUCAACGCCGUCGUGGGCGCCGCCUUUGGCGCCGCCGGCCAGCGCUGCAUGGCUCUGUCGACUCUCGUCAUGGUCGGCGAGACAAAGAACUGGCUCCCCGAGCUCGCUGAGCGCGCCAAAGCGCUCAACGUCAACGGCGGCUUCGAGGAGGGCGCCGACUUGGGACCCGUCAUCUCCCCCCAGAGCAAGGAGCGCAUUGAGUCCCUGAUCGCCUCGGCCGAGCAAGAGGGCGCCACCAUCUUGUUGGAUGGCCGCGGCUUCAAGCCCGCCAAGUAUCCCAACGGGAACUGGAUCGCGCCGACCAUCAUCUCCAACGUUACCCCCUCCAUGAAAUGCUACCGCGAGGAGAUCUUCGGUCCUGUUCUCGUCUGCCUCAACGUCGAGACACUGGAUGAAGCCAUCGAUUUGAUCAACAGCAACGAGUACGGCAACGGCGUGGCCAUCUUCACCCGUUCCGGUCCCACGGCGGAGACGUUCAGGAGACGCAUUGAGGCCGGUCAGGUCGGUAUUAAUGUGCCGAUUCCUGUCCCUCUGCCUAUGUUUAGCUUUACGGGCAAUAAGAAGAGUAUUGCGGGUGGAGGCGCGAGCACGUUCUAUGGAAAGCCGGGAGUGAAUUUCUAUACGCAGUUGAAGACUGUUACGGCGCACUGGGCGGCGCAGGACGCGAUUGGACAGAAGGCGGAUGUUGCUAUGCCUACUCAUUCGUAGGUGUGGUGGUGGUUGUGUCUGUAGUUGAGGAGAGGAGUCGUGAAAUAGCAAGCAGGCAAUUUUGGAUUCAUACAAUCCGUACUACCUAUCGUGUU
Molecule: messenger RNA, 2065 nt
Organism: Neurospora tetraspora
Lineage: Eukaryota; Fungi; Ascomycota; Sordariomycetes; Sordariales; Sordariaceae
Product: methylmalonate-semialdehyde dehydrogenase mitochondrial precursor
Exons: 1
Coding region: 219-1970 (583 amino acids)
Biological process (GO): L-valine catabolic process; thymine catabolic process
Cellular component (GO): mitochondrion
Molecular function (GO): malonate-semialdehyde dehydrogenase (acetylating, [NAD(P)+]) activity; methylmalonate-semialdehyde dehydrogenase (acylating, NAD+) activity
Source: RefSeq, a predicted model, not a curated record